Messenger RNA from Loa loa (African eye worm), 1219 nucleotides. Its product is annotated as thioredoxin family protein. The record is from RefSeq and is a predicted model, not a curated record. The transcript has 6 exons. Bases 302 to 1219 code for a protein of 305 amino acids. Gene Ontology annotation, molecular function: protein disulfide isomerase activity. Lineage: Eukaryota; Metazoa; Nematoda; Chromadorea; Rhabditida; Onchocercidae. Gene Ontology annotation, cellular component: endoplasmic reticulum. Gene Ontology annotation, biological process: response to endoplasmic reticulum stress; protein folding.
CCCAUUUAUCUUCAUAUAUAAUUAUUUAAUGAAAUUCUAAUGAUCAUCAAUUUUGUUUGCAUGCAAAAAACAACGCUCACUAGUUCCUUUUAAAACAAGUUAUGGAAGAUGAAGAAGUAGGGAAAAUGACGGAGUUGUAAAACGGGGAUGAGAAAUGGUAAGAAACGCAUAUUACAUCUUUCGAUUGCUCGGAUCCAAAAGUGUCGUCAAAGGUUUCAUCAGCAUCAUCACCUAUUGCAAUCAUCAUCACCAAUUGCAUUACCACAUAUCAGCCAUUAUCGGCUCAUAAGACAAAAACGAAAUGUGGCGAGAAAUUCAUAUUUGUCCAAUUCUACUUCUUUCUUUGCUUGCAACAAUAGCUGAAAUGAAGAAGAAAAAUCUGAUAACCGAAUUUGUGAAAGAAUCGGGACCAUCCAUUUUUGAUGGUAAAGAGAAUACGGAAUUCGCAAUAUUGAUUGAAUCAAAAGAAUCCGAGGAUUAUGAAGAUUAUCUGGAUGAAUUCAAGAAAGCUGCAGAGAAAUUCGAAGACAAGGUGCGAUUUGUAUACAUCAACUCAGAUAUAGAAGAAAAUUGGCAAAUAAUCGAAUUUCUCGGUUUAAUAGCGGAAGAUGUGCCCGGUGUGUUGUUUGUUAGUCUUGAAAAACACUUCAAAAAAUACAAAGCAGAAGUGAAAGAAAUAACAAAGGCAGAAAUAAUCUCAUUCGUACAAUCAUGUUUGGACGGUAAAGCAAUACCAUUUUUGAAAAGUGACGAAAUUCCUGACGACUGGAAUAAGAAACCUGUGGUUGAAUUAGUAGGGAAAAACUUCGAAGAGCAAGUAUUCGACUCGAAAAAAACAACCUUCGUAUUCUUCUAUGCACCAUGGUGUGAAGCAUGCCAGAGAACGAUGCCAGAAUUGGAGAAACUUGGCGAACUUUAUAAAAAUAAGACAAAUAUAGUAAUCGCCAAAAUGAACUCAAUGAAUAAUGAAGUAUUCGGACUACCAGUACUUGAUGUACCUACAAUAGCGCUAUUUAUCAAAGGAUCGAAGAAACCUAUUUAUCAUACGGAUGAUGAACGUACAACGAGUAAUUUUUCCGAAUUCAUUACAACAAAUUUGAAAAAAGAUGAAGAAGAUAAUGUGGAAAAAUACAAGAAAGAUGGAAAGAAGGAAAGAAAUGAUGAUGGAAAAAAGAAGCCAAAAAAUAAGGAACAAUCUAAGAGUAAGGACGAACUCUGA